This is a messenger RNA of Adineta ricciae, 219 nucleotides long. The record is from the annotation of a GenBank genome assembly. Lineage: Eukaryota; Metazoa; Rotifera; Eurotatoria; Adinetida; Adinetidae.
AUGGGGCCAAAUACACAUGAAAAUCAGCUUCACUUCGAUAUAAUCAUCGUUGGCACUGGAUUCGGUGGUCUAUAUGCACUUCACAAGUUUCGCGACCACCUCAAAUUACGUGCUCGUGUCUUUGAAAAAGAAUGUGGUGUCGGAAACCCACACCCUCAUCCUCAAGCUAUAUACUCACAUAACCUCUGGACUAUUUUACAAUGGCAACAGCAAGACUAA